Molecule: messenger RNA, 3222 nt
Organism: Amphimedon queenslandica
Lineage: Eukaryota; Metazoa; Porifera; Demospongiae; Haplosclerida; Niphatidae
Product: golgin subfamily A member 5-like
Exons: 16
Coding region: 87-2384 (765 amino acids)
Biological process (GO): retrograde transport, vesicle recycling within Golgi; Golgi organization
Cellular component (GO): Golgi membrane; Golgi cisterna
Source: RefSeq, a predicted model, not a curated record
AAUAAAAUAAUUUUACUCAAUUUUAAUGAUUUUGUGAAAAUUUUGUUUAUUCUCUUCUUUAGGCUGUGUACUGUACUCUGCUAAUAAUGGCGUGGUUCUCUUCGAUAGCUGGUAAAGCCGAGCAGCUUCUCAAUCAGUUAGACGAAGCUGCUGCCACCUCACUACGUGACUCUGGCAUGACCACGCCCAACAAGUCCCAGACCACGCCCACAACCUCAGACUCCUUUCAAUCAGAACCUGUUGCAAAAACUGGUUUAUCGUACGAGCCAGUGGCCCAGUCUCCUCCAGCGUAUAGCUCAAGACAGCAACAGCAUGGGGCGCCACCAUUGAAAUCAACUGUAUCCAGUAGCAACGUUGCUCCACCCACUUGGGACUCACCGUGGGGUGUUCCUUUUUCCUCUUCCAGUCCAAAAGUAUCUCGUUCAUCUACUGGUGAUGGGCGGGGCCAGCAAGCUAAGGAGGACGACUCAUUAUUAGAUUUUCUUAACAGUCCGUCCUCGGGAAGUGGAAAGAAGAAAACCACACCCACUUCUACAGGUAGCGAGAAAAGAGCUAAAAUAAAGAAAAGCAAAGUUACUGCUACUACUACUAAUAUCACUGGUGAAUCUACUGAUUCAGCUCUAUUAGGAUUACACGACAAAGUGAUAUCACUUGAUUCUGCCAAAACUGAUCCUGUUUCUUUUUCAGAUUUGACUAAUAAGCCUCCCCUCCAGAUCAAGCCCAUAUCUACUCCGCCCAUCAUAUCCUAUCAACCUUCUCAAAAGCAGGAGCAGCAGCUGGCACAGAGUAAGACUCAGCAAACUGAGGAAGGAGCGAAACCAGUUGAACCGGUUGAGGGAGGUCUCUUUACUGUAACACAGAAACAGCUUGAAGAGGAGAAUAUGAGACUGAGGGAAGAAAUCAGUUAUCUCAGUGCUGAAUUGAGGAAUAAUAAAAUUAAAAAUGAUGAGAGAGGAAAAGUUGAGUCACAAUUGAAAAUUGAUGUUAGCUCAUUAAAGAAACAAGUAUCACAAUUGGAGCAGCUACUCCAGAGGAUGAGAUCUCAAGAAGAUGACCUCAAAUCAACGCUAGAAUCAAGAGAAUCACAGAUACAGGUACUACGAACUAGACUAUUAGAAUCGGAUGAAAAAUUAAAGAUGAUGAAAGAAAAAAUGGAAGAGACAGAGAGAGCGAAAGAUCAGUUUUUAUCUGAUGUUGGUAAGAGCUCAGAUGCUCAGAAUCAGGCAAUACUAAGCGUAAAGUCACAGCUAGAGCAAUCGCAGCAUCAGCUCUUACAAGAGAGGGAGAACCAGACAAGACUAAAAGAAGAAUUUGAGGAGAGAGAGUUUUCUUGGAAUAAAGAGAGAGAGGAGAUGAGUCAGACACUUUACAUGCAAGGGAAAGAACUUCAAAUGCAGCAACUAAAAUAUUCCGAGUGCCACAAUAAUCUCCAAUCAGUGAAACAAGAGUUGCAAUUGUUGCAUAAAGAGCACAGCGAGUAUAAAGUGAAGGCUGCCGGUAUAUUACAGGCCAAAGAGAAAGUGAUUGAUUCCUUAAAAUCCUCGAGCGAAGGAGGAGGAGGAGAGAGGGGACUGGAGGCAGCACUGGAUGAGAUGAGGAGUGAGAAAUAUCAACUACAAUCUCAACUGAUCAAUAAUGAACAAGUUAUAUUAUCACUGAGAACAGAACUACAGGAGAUAGAAGAUUCUCGUUCAUUGGAAGUUGAUGAGCUAAGGCAGCAAGUGACACUAUCAGAAGAAACAUUAGAGACAGAGAGACAGGCUCAUCUUACUACCCAGGAUGAACUGUCCUCUUUACAGAAGGAGUUGGAUUCUUUAAAAGAUGAGCUUGUGAAAGAGAAGGCGACAUUUGUAGGACAAAUGAGAGAAAGGGAGAAAAUGAUUGAAGAUUUAAAGUCACAAGUUAAGAGUAGUUCCAGCCAACCAGAUUCAAGCAGGCAGCAGCUGGAAGAGAGGCUGAAAGAGUUGACUGAGAGUUUGAUUGAGAAACAGACUAACCUGGAGGAACUUACAGCAGAAUACAAUUCAACACAGCUCCAACUUAAGAGAGCUGAAACAGCUGCUACUGAAGCUCAAGCUAAAAUCAAAGCAGCUGCUAAUAGACCAUCACACACUGUCCUUAACAUAGAGUCUGACUCGACUGGCUCUGGGUCUUCAUUACAGCCAAUGGCAUCAAUGUUACCAGAGAGUGAUUCACUAAGACCAAGGCAUCUAAGAAGAGUUAGGAAUACACUUGAUUCUGUGGACAAGAUUGGGUUACGUGUUGCUUGGGUAUUAAGAAGGUAUCCUUGUGUUAGAUUAUUGACCAUUGGAUAUAUAUUGUUAUUACACCUGUGGGUGAUGAUUGUAUUAUUCACUUAUCAACCAGAGAUUCAUCAAGAAUAACUUUUAUAUCAAUAAUGAUUACUGUAGUAAUUUUAUUCAAUCAAUAAUAAUAAUCACAAUUUUUAUCCACCACUCCAUACUGCUCCUCCCUAUUUGCUGUCACAGCAAUUCUUGAGCUGUUUAGCCUGUUUACUGCCGACUAAAAAUAUGGCCACUCCCGAGGAAGAAGCUCUCAGGGUUCAGAUAGCAGAUUUGAAUAUGGCUUUGGCUAGAAACGAGCCCCUCAUACCUCUAUUCGCCAAUGCUCUUCAAGCUAACGGAGUCAUCCCUGAGGCUGUCAGUCUGAGCGCUGCCAAUCAACACAACAAUGCUAUUUCCAGAGCUGGUGGCCUUAUAACCUCUUGCAUGUCCUCUGUGAAGCUUACUCCUAGCAAGUUUGGUGUGAUAGUUAAAGUGCUGACGGAUGUGGGGCUGAAGGAAUCAGGAGACAGUCUUGUGAGAGCUUUAAUUGCUAAAGGAGGAGAAAUACAGGAAACUGAUGGAGCUCAAAGCUACUCUGGAACAGCUAACAAUGAAGCACAAGCAGUGAGUGGGAACGGACACACAAGAGAUGUGGACGUUAGUAGCGUCAUCAAAAUAUUGGAUAAAGUUUUGAACGAGAACCAAGUCGCAAUAAACGAUGCUUUUGAGGGAUCGAUCCCCGACAUUGCUAGAGAACUAAGUCAGUGUGACAUUAUAACAAAGUCUGUAUUGAAGUCACCAACAUACGAGGCCAUCAUUGGGAACUUUAGAUCAGGAAUGAGAUGCACUGAUACUCUCCUUAGUCUAGAGAACUAUUGUUUUAGCUUUUUACAAGGACUGGGUAAUGUUGGUGGACCAGUGAAUAAGGCUGCCAAAA